AUGAAGGGGGACCUCUCCGACCCCCGCGGCUUCCUCCACUCCUGGAAAGCCACCGACCUCGGCGGCGCCUGCUCGGGCGCGUGGACGGGGAUCAAGUGCGUCAACGGCAACGUCGCCACCAUCACGCUCCCAUGGCACGGGCUGGCAGGCACCCUCUCCGCGCCGUGGCUCGGCCAGCUCACCCGGCUCCGCCGCCUCAGCCUCCACGACAACGCCAUCGUCGGGGCCUUCCCGAGCUCGCUCGGCUUCCUCCCCGACCUCCACGGCCUCUACCUCUUCAACAACCGCUUCUCCGGCACCGUCCCUCCGGAGAUCGAUUGCUGCCUCAUGCUGCAGUCCUUCGAUGCCAGCACCUCGCUCGCCCAGAAGUUUGGGCACACCUCCUUCGCCGGCAACAUACUGCUCGGUGGGUACUUUGCUUCCUCGCCGCCAUGUCCCGUGUCCACGUCUCCGGCGCCGGCGUCAACCUCGCAGGGGACAACCGGGUGCCACGGCCUCCGCAAGUUCAGCUCCAAGGAGCUCGUACUGAUCAUCGCCGGGAUUGUGAUCGGCGUCCUCAUCUUGCUAUCGCUCUGCUGCCUCUUGCUCUGCUUAUUGACAAGGAAGAAGAAGUCCAGCACUGGCACCAAAGCACAGAGCGGGAAGCAGUUGUCAAGCAAGGACGCCACCGGCGCCGGCGCCGCUGCAGCUGCCGGGCAAGGCGAGAAGCUGGGGGCGUCCAAGGCGGAGUCCGGCGGCAACGUGGGCGUCAAGUUGGUGCACUUCAACGGGCCGCUGGUGUUCACGGCCGACGACCUGCUGUGCACCACCGCGGAGAUCAUGGGGAAGAGCACGUACGACACAGUGUACAAGGCGACACUGGAGGAUGGUAGCCUGCUGGCCGUGAAGCGGCUGCGGGAGAAGAUCACCAAGGGGCAGAAGGAGUUCGAGGCCGAGGCGGCAGCUCUCGGCAAGGUCCGGCAUCCCAACCUGCUCUCGCUCAGAGCCUACAACCUCGGUCCCAAGGGGGAGAAGCUGCUAGUCAUCGAUUACAUUCCCAAGGGCAGCCUCUCCGCCUUCUUACACAAUGAGAUUGCUUCCUUCAAAAUUGUUCAUCCUUUGAAGCUGGAUCCAGCUCUGUGCCCCAAGAUCACUGACAUCAGCCUGUCUUGCCUCAUGACGGCCGCAGUGAACUCGAGCGUGCUAGCUGCGGCGAGCGCGCUGGGGUACCGCGCGCCGGAGCUGUCCAAGCUCAAGAAGGCCAGCGGCAAGACCAACGUGUUUAGCCUGGGCAUCAUCAUCCUGGAGCUCCUCACCGGCAAGUCCCCUGCCAACACGACCUACCACAGUGGGUGGGGUCCAUCGUGA
Messenger RNA from Triticum turgidum subsp. durum (durum wheat), 1347 nucleotides. NCBI's taxonomy places the organism in Eukaryota, Viridiplantae, Streptophyta, Magnoliopsida, Poales, Poaceae. The record is from the annotation of a GenBank genome assembly.